This is a messenger RNA of Panicum hallii, 3116 nucleotides long. RefSeq names its product receptor-like protein EIX2. Bases 44 to 2839 code for a protein of 931 amino acids. The record is from RefSeq and is a predicted model, not a curated record. Gene Ontology annotation, molecular function: protein binding. The transcript has a single exon. Lineage: Eukaryota; Viridiplantae; Streptophyta; Magnoliopsida; Poales; Poaceae.
UAAAAACCAAGAAAAAGAAGAAGGAAAGAACAAGGCUACCAAAAUGGCCGCUCCCCUUCUGCUCCUUCUCCAAGGAGAAGCUGCUGCGAUAUUCGUGUUCGUCCUUUUUGUGACCCAGGCACUGUCGUCGCUCCCUGUUCAUGGAAGGGCGAUCUCCGGCGGUGGCUGUGUCGCAAGCGAGCGCGACGCGCUCCUCGGCUUCAAGGAAAGCCUCUUGGACCCUGCUGGCCGUCUUUCCUCAUGGCGGGGCGAAGACUGCUGCCAGUGGAAGGGAGUCAGGUGCAGGGACCGAAUCGGCCAUGUCGUCAGGCUUGACCUCAGGUGCCAGAACUCUUCUGAAAUGAUGAUGCUGAGAAGUGGGAUGAGCUCCUCCCUGGCCACCUUACACCAUCUGAUAUACUUAGACCUGAGCUCCAAUUACUUCAACUUCAUAAACAUUCCUCUGUUUCUGGGCAGCCUCAGCAACCUAAGGUACCUCGAUCUCUCAGACGCGGGGUUUUCGGGGAGCGUACCCCCGCAGCUCGGUAACCUCUCUCGCUUGCAGUACCUUAACCUGAGUGGAUAUUAUGAUCUGAAAGUGUCAGGGCUCUCAUGGCUGCGGCAUCUCUCAUCAUUAGAGAGUCUCGACAUGGGAGGGGUGGACCUCAGUCUUGCAGGGGAUUGGGUUCGCAUGGUUAACAUGCUGCCUAAUCUGAAAAUCAUCUCCCUGAUUGAGUGUGGUCUCAAUAGCACAGUAUCUGCUCUACCCCACUUGAACUUGACACAUCUUGAGGUCCUUGAUUUAUCCAGAAAUCCAUUUUACUCUUUGCUGCAACACAACUGGUUUUGGAAGGUUACUACCCUCAAGGAGCUACGUCUCAGUGCUUGUGACUGGUUUGGGCCCAUCCCUAAUGAACUGGGAAACAUGUCCUCCCUUGAGGUCUUAUACUUGGAUAUCAAUGAACUGUCAGGUAUCAUGCCGAUGACCUUGAAAAAUCUAUGUAAUUUGCAGCUACUGACAUUAAGUUUCAACGACAUCAAAGGGGACAUGCUGGAGAGAUUACCAGCGUGCUCAUGGAGCAAGUUGCGUGAGCUACACUUGAGUCGUGCAAAUUUGACUGGGCAGCUGCCAGUUUGGAUAGGAAAUCUAACCAAUCUCAGCUACCUUGACAUCUCUCAGAAUAUGCUAGUGGGUCCUGUACCUUUUGGGAUGGGUAACAUGAGGAGUCUAAGUUAUCUUGAUCUCUCUCAGAAUAUGCUGACUGGUGAUGUACCGCGUGGGCUUGGAGCACUUAGUAAUUUGACUUACUUCAGCCUUGGCCUGAAUAACUUCAGCGGUGUGCUUUCAAAAGAUCUUUUUGCAGGUCUGGUGAACCUUGAAUAUCUAAAGCUUUCACACAAUUCACUGAAAUUGGACUUCGGUGAAGGUUGGGUGCCUCCAUUCAGAUUAACGGAAGGACAUUUUGGGUCAUGUGACAUGGGGCCUCGAUUUCCAGCGUGGCUGAGAUGCCAAACCGGCAUACGCAACCUUGAUAUUUCAAGCACAAGGAUAAAUGAUGUGUUGCCACACUGGUUUUGGGUUGUGGUUUCUAAUGCUUUCAGCUUGGACUUAUCAAGAAAUCAACUCAGUGGUGAUUUGCCGGCAAAUUUGGAGCUGCCAUUCAUAAGAGAAAUGGAUCUCUCCAGAAACUCUUUAACGGGGAAGUUACCAGCAAAUUUGACAGCUCCCUACCUAAUGAAUUUGCUUCUUUACAACAACAAUUUCACAGGCGCCAUCCCAACAUAUGUAUGUUAUAAUUUCUUCGAAAUAAACCUGUCAAACAAUCAGCUAACAGGGGAUUCUCCACAAUGUUCAGGAGACACUUCUUUAUUGCAAAUGGUCGACUUGAAAAAUAACAAUCUUUCUGGUGAAUUCCCUCGUUUCGUUCAAAAUGCCAGAGAUUUAAGAUUUCUUGACCUCUCGCACAACAAGUUCUUUGGAGUCGUGCCGACAUGGAUAGCAGAUAAAAUGCCAAACCUAGAGGUGUUGAUUCUAAGAUCAAAUAUGUUUCAUGGUCACCUUCCUAAACAGUUAACAAUGCUUGUUGGACUUCAUUAUCUGGACAUAGCGCACAACAACAUAUCAGGUAGUCUACCUUCAUCCCUAGCAAGGCUGACAGCCAUGGUACAUUCGUAUGGCACAGGUGAAAACAAUUAUAGUACUGACAGCAUAUCAACAUUCAUAAAAGAUCGAGAGCUUAACUAUACACAUCAACUUAUUCAACAUGUAGUGUUGAUUGACAUGUCAAGUAACAGUUUCACCGGAUACAUUCCGAAGGAACUAUCUUUACUCAAGGGACUUCGGAGUUUGAAUCUCUCUAACAACCAAAUAAGUGGACCAAUUCCAGAUGAUAUUGGUGUUUUAAGGGAAUUGGAAUCUCUUGAUCUGUCUUACAAUUAUUUGAGUGGCGAAAUCCCCUCAAGUUUAUCAGAUCUAUCAUUCUUGAGCUGCCUGAACUUGUCCUACAAUGAUUUAUCAGGAAGAAUCCCCUCAGGACAACAGCUGCAAACACUGAAUAAUCAGUACAUGUACAUUGGCAAUCCUGGACUUUGUGGGCCUCCACUUCUCAACUAUUGCUCAGUGAAUGGGACAAAUCCAAAUGUCAGUCAGGAGCAUGAAGGUGGCCGAUCAUAUUUGUACCUCAGCAUGAGCAUGGGAUUCGUGAUGGGUCUCUGGAGUGGAUUUUGUGCAAUGUUGUUCAUGAAAACAUGGAGGAUUGCUUACUUUCAGCUAUUGGACCAGCUUUACGACAAGGUUUAUGUGCGAGUGGCUACCAGCAAGGCUGCCUUUCUAAGGAAACGUGGAGACGAAGAGACAUGAGGUUUUUCUUCCGUCUCGCAUAAUUAUUCUUGAACCCUGUUUUAUUGUUUUUGUUUCUGUUUCCUUUUUAAUGUGGUCUGCCGUGUAACAACAAGCUGAAGUAUACCAGCCUUGUAAAGCAGCAAGCAUGCGGCUGCUUUGUCAUUAAACAUUAGAUGUCCGUGUGUGCGCCAAUAAUCUCCAAUCACGUAGUUGAUUAGCGGUAGCAUGAUAUGCCAUUAUCUUGAACUAUGCUCCCCGUAUGUUUUGUAUUAAAGUUCUUGUUUUUACUUGCUCA